Messenger RNA from Ogataea philodendri, 2592 nucleotides. RefSeq lists its product as uncharacterized. The coding region runs from base 1 to 2592 and encodes 863 amino acids. The transcript has 3 exons. Gene Ontology annotation, cellular component: mitochondrion. Gene Ontology annotation, molecular function: CDP-diacylglycerol-glycerol-3-phosphate 3-phosphatidyltransferase activity. Gene Ontology annotation, biological process: cardiolipin biosynthetic process. NCBI's taxonomy places the organism in Eukaryota, Fungi, Ascomycota, Pichiomycetes, Pichiales, Pichiaceae. The record is from RefSeq and is a predicted model, not a curated record.
AUGUUCUGGUCCAUCCAUCGCUGUUUACAGUGCGUCAUUUUGUCGACCAGGGUCGAAAACCCACGCGUGUCGAACUUUGACGCGUUUCAUCCGACUCUACGUGCUACCAUGAACCAACUGGACACCAUAAGCCCGCGUUUCGAGCUCGCAAAAGACCAGUUACACAUCCUUUACAGUCCCGCGGACUUCUACAGUCUGCUCAAGGCUAAAAUCCGAUCCGCAGAGUCGCGCAUUUUCCUUUCAUCGCUAUACAUCGGCAAAGCCCAGCACGAACUUGUUCAAUGUCUCCAGAGUUCGCUGUCCCAAAAGCCAGAUUUGAGGGUGGAAAUUCUAAUGGACUGUCUCAGAUCAACAAGAGAGGCGCCAGGCGCAAGUCCUGCGUCUCUUCUAAGUCCGCUGGUCGAGCAAUUUGGUAAAGAAAGAGUCAACGUCCGCUUGUAUCACACGCCGCAACUCUCUGGACUCAAGAAAAUGCUCCUCCCUAAAAGAAUAAACGAAGGAUGGGGUUUGCAACAUAUGAAGAUCUGUGGGUUUGAUCAGGAAGUGAUACUCACUGGCGCAAACCUCUCGGAGGAUUACUUCACUAAUCGUCAGGAUCGCUACUAUUUAUUCAAAAGUGGGCCUCUCUCGGACUACUACCACAAUAUCCAAAAGGCCGUCAGCUCUUUCAGUUAUCAGUUGCUUCCUGCCCAAAAUAAACAAAAGUUUCUGUUGGACUGGCCCAGCACAAAUGUCACCACAGAUCCUCACAUCAAUGCUCGUCAGUUCAUCCAAGACUCCUCCGUUCUUAUGUCAUCGCUGUUGAAGCAAACCAGUUCCCAGGCCAAUGUUUUGUCAGACCCCGAAAUUUUAGUGUACCCAGUUUCGUCCUUCAAGCCGGUCAUGGAAGUGGAUGAGUCCACUGAACGGCCCGCCAUUCUGCAUUUGCUCCAACAACUGGACGACCCGGCCGUUAAUUGGACGUUCACAGCAGGCUAUUUCAACUGCCAUCCGGAAAUCAAGGAACGAUUCAUCAAGUCGCAUGCUAAAGGAACAGUCAUCACCGCAGCUCCAGAGGCUAAUUCAUUCUAUAAAUCAAAGGGCAUUUCGCAGUAUCUUCCAGAUGCUUACUUGUACAAAGCACAACUAUUCCUUCAACAGGUUCAACGCAAAGACACCGUAAAACUGCUAGAAUGGCAGAACGGAAUUGUGAAUACACCAAACGGCUGGUCCUAUCAUGCUAAAGGUUUGUGGUUAUCUCUACCCAACGAGGUGGAACCAAGCAUCACCAUUGUCGGUUCAUCCAACUAUACCAGAAGAGCAUACUCGCUCGAUUUGGAAACCAACGCUGUUGUCAUUACUAAAAAUCAGCAAGUCAAGCAAGAAAUGUUGAAAGAAGUCGAAAACUUGACGAGUCAUACAACCCAACUUACUGACCUCAGUCACAGACAGAUCAGUCCUGGUGUGAAACUUGCAACUACGAUUCUUAGCCAGAUGUUCCAACAUCUCCAAAACCUGCUCGGUUGUUUCCCAGUCAAUACAAGCGUCUGUAAUGGAGCAACCGUAUUUCAGUUUGUCUUUUCCUCCUUCCUCAAGAGGUGGCACGUCCUGUCUUCCCUCGCUAAUAUUACUCUCAAUCAUCAAACCACAAAUACUUCCGUUCCCGUUCUUGAGUUGUCUGGCGAUCUCGGCGGCAACCUUUGGCUGGUUGCGGUGGUCUUUGUUGGAAUUUCCGUGCGAGCAGUCGACCAUGAUACGGCUUUCACCCUGCUUAAGAAUACCAGCCUUGGUGAGGGCAGCUUCGGCCUCACCAACACUUUGUUCGUCGAAGUUGGUACCUUUCUUACCUCCACGCAAAAUCACGAAGGAGUCGGUGUUUCCCUCGGUACCAACGAUGGCAACCACACCUGGCUUGGUAACAGAAAGGAAGUGGUGAGGAUGUGCGGCAGCACGCAUGGCAUCGACAGCAACGCCCAACGAACCGUCGGUACCGUUCUUGAAACCGACUGGGAAGGACAGUCCGGACGCAAGCUCUCUGUGCAGUUGAGAUUCGGUGGUACGGGCGCCAAUAGCACCAACAGAGAACAAAUCGCUAAGGAACUGUGGAGAAAUGGUGUCCAACAUUUCACCGGCAAUCGGAAGCUUCUCAGUCAACUUGACGAACAACUCUCUGGAGAUUCUCAGACCCUUGUUGAUGUUGAAGGAUCCAUCGAUAUCUGGAUCGUUGAUCAGUCCUUUCCAACCAACAGUGGUACGAGGCUUCUCAAGGUAAGCUCUCAUGACAAUGUGCAGGUCUCCCUUGACCUUUUCUCUGAAGCUGGCCAGACGGUUACAGUAGUCCAGAGCAGCAGCAGGGUCGUGGAUCGAACAUGGUCCAAUCACAACCAACAAUCUGUCGUCUUUGCCACUCAGGAUAUUGCAGGCAUCUUCUCUGCCUUCCAAAAUGUUUUUCUCAGAUUUGGUGCUCAAUGGGAACUCGUGCUGAAGAAGAUCUGGAGGAGUCAGAGGGUUGUAACCUCUAAUUCUCCAGUCCUCCAAACGAGAUCUGUCGCCCACAUGGGGGUUUUCCAUGAACAUUUUGCUGUGGGUAGUAGUUGGCGCCUGGUUUGUUAG